Messenger RNA from Miscanthus lutarioriparius, 474 nucleotides. NCBI's taxonomy places the organism in Eukaryota, Viridiplantae, Streptophyta, Magnoliopsida, Poales, Poaceae. The record is from the annotation of a GenBank genome assembly.
AUGGCCGUCGGAGGAGGCGUGUGCGUGGCGUCGUCGUCGGUUGAGGCGGCGUGGGGGAGGAGGACGAGGACGACGAGCGGGGCGCGGCGCGGCGCCGCCGCGGCGACCAGCAUCAGGUGCAGCAUCGUUGGCGAGGCCGGGCCGGGCGCCUCCGGCGGGCUGGCGGAGAACCCUUACCGGACGCUGCGGCUGCGCCCGGGCGCCACCCGCGGCGAGGUCAAGAAGGCCUUCCGCCGCCUCGCGCUCAUGUACCAUCCGGACGUUCGCAAGGAGAGGGAGAGCGAGAGCGACGGCGACAGCGGCGUCCAAUUCCAGAGGAUUAACGUGGCGUAUCAGAUGGUGAUGCGCAGCAUGAGGGAGGCCGACGAGCGGCUGGAGUACUGGCGGCUCAAGUACGGCCUCACCGACGAGGAUCUCGACAGGUACAGGCACCACCUCAACCAAGAAGACGGCGACGACUGGUUCGACAUGUGA